GAAGUUUGAAGUCAUGGCCAAAAACCCGAAACUUUACUACUUUGAUGGAAGAGGCAAGAUGGAGUCAAUUCGCUGGUUGUUAGCUGCAGCUGGGGUCGAGUUUGAAGAAGAGUUUUUGGAAACCCGAGAGCAGUAUGAGAAGCUCCUGCAAGGUGGAUCCCUGCUAUUUCAACAAGUGCCCAUGGUGGAGAUCGAUGGGAUGAAGAUGGUGCAGACUAAAGCCAUCCUCAGCUAUAUAGCAGCAAAGUACAACCUCUACGGGAAGGACCUGAAGGAGAGAGCCCUGAUUGAUAUGUAUGUUGGAGGAACUGAUGACCUUAUGGGCUUCAUUUUGAUGUUCCCAUUCUUAUCGGCUGAGGAUAAAGAGAAACAACGUGCUGUUAUAAUUCAAAAGGCGACAAGCAGGUAUUUCCCAGCAUAUGAAAAGGUAU
Molecule: messenger RNA, 431 nt
Organism: Fulmarus glacialis (Northern fulmar)
Lineage: Eukaryota; Metazoa; Chordata; Aves; Procellariiformes; Procellariidae
Product: glutathione S-transferase 3-like
Exons: 4
Biological process (GO): glutathione metabolic process; xenobiotic metabolic process
Molecular function (GO): glutathione transferase activity
Source: RefSeq, a predicted model, not a curated record